GACAGCACAACGGAACUGAAUGGUCUUGUUGAAGACAAAGAGGUGGCAGCCCGAGCUGUGGCUUUUGUAGUCAACAGUACCAGGAAAGGGAUUGUGCCACUAUGUGCUGACAUUGCCAAUCUACUUAGAGCUAAGAGAAGGUGAGAUAGGGCCACUAUGUGCAGACAUUGCCAAUCUACUUAGAGCUAAGAGAAGGUGAGAUAGGGCCACUAUGUGCAGACAUUGCCAAUCUACUUAGAGCUAAGAGAAGGUGAGAUAGGGCCACUAUGUGCUGACAUUGUCAAUCUACUUAGAGCUAAGAGAAGGUGAGAUAGGGCCACUAUGUGCUGACAUUGCCAAUCUACUUAGAGCUAAGAGAAGGUGAGAUAGGGCCACUAUGUGCAGACAUUGUCAAUGUAAUUUGAGCCAAGAGAAGGUGAGAUAGGGCCACUAUGUGCAGACAUUGCCAAUCUACUUAGAGCUAAGAGAAGGUGAGAUAGGGCCACUAUGUGCUGACAUUGCCAAUCUACUUAGAGCUAAGAGAAGGUGAGAUAGGGCCACUAUGUGCUGACAUUGCCAAUCUACUUAGAGCUAAGAGAAUGUGAGAUAGGGCCACUAUGUGCAGACAUUGUCAAUGUAAUUUGAGCCAAGAGAAGGUGAGAUAGGGCCACUAUGUGCAGACAUUGCCAAUCUACUUAGAGCUAAGAGAAGGUGAGAUAGGGCCACUAUGUGCUGACAUUGCCAAUCUACUUAGAGCUAAGAGAAGGUGAGAUAGGGCCACUAUGUGCUGACAUUGUCAAUCUACUUAGAGCUAAGAGAAGGUGAGAUAGGGCCACUAUGUGCUGACAUUGCCAAUCUACUUAGAGCUAAGAGAAGGUGAGAUAGGGCCACUAUGUGCAGACAUUGCCAAUCUACUUAGAGCUAAGAGAAGGUGAGAUAGGGCCACUAUGUGCUGACAUUGCCAAUCUACUUAGAGCUAAGAGAAGGUGAGAUAGGGCCACUAUGUGCUGACAUUGCCAAUCUACUUAGAGCUAAGAGAAUGUGAGAUAGGGCCACUAUGUGCAGACAUUGUCAAUGUAAUUUGAGCCAAGAGAAGGUGAGAUAGGGCCACUAUGUGCAGACAUUGCCAAUCUACUUAGAGCUAAGAGAAGGUGAGAUAGGGCCACUAUAAUAGGAAUAAAAAAAAAAAAAAAGCCAAAUACUAUUUAGAAGCAACAAUUUUUAUUUGAACCAUCAUGUGUCUUCUUUUACAUUGCUGACCUUAUUUAUUCUUAUUAUGUUCACUGGCUUUUUGAAUUUAAAUAUAGUGUUUUGGUGGAGUCCUUAGCUAUUAUCAAUGCCAUAAUACAGUGUUUUGGUGGAGUCCUUAGCUAUUAUCAAUGCCAUAAUACAGUGUUUUGGUGGAGUUCUAGCAAUUAUCAUUGCCAUAAUACUGUUUUUUGGUGGCAUCCUAGCUAUUAUCAAUGCCACAAUACAUUGUUUUGGUGGAGUCUUAGCUAUUAUCAGUGCUAUAAAGGGACUGAUAAGUCCAUGUCAUCUUUACCCUGUUUGGGGGAAGGGAAGGUGAGUUUUUGUCUUAGUUUUAGCAUAUUAAUUAGUUACAGUGAUCGAAUUAGUUUCCUAUUGUCCCCACACAGCGUUACAUAAAACACUAAGAUUCAUUGGAUAGCUGUCAGCAGCUAAUACCCACCUCCUUUACUUCUCAACACCCGGUUCUCAAUUUCAUUUCUAGGUAUAAUCCACAACUUGGCUUAUGUUGUCAAGGGGUGAUGACACCAAAAAGUUGAGAACCUCUGAUAUAACCAUUGAUCCUGAUAUUCUAGAUAGUAGAAAGCUAGAAAUUGUUUCACUGGAAAGCUCUUUAGGCUUGUGCUGGUAUGGGUUCACGUGAGUAUGUUCUUUUAUCAUCAUUAAUAACCUUUUGGUUUAUCCACAGCUUGGAAAAAAAAGUUUACCUGCUGAAGCGGGAAGUCGAAGCCCUGCGGUCAUCCACAUCUGUCAGUUUUCGAACCAGUCAUUCCACCAGCCCCACCCCUCCAUUGACAGAAAAAUCCCUGGUGGCCGACACUUCUUGCCUACAGGUGAUCUCAAAGUUUUUGUUUUGUUUUGUAUUUUGCAUGGCAUUAAUGAACUGUCUAAUUUUAGAACAGACAUCAUGAUAAACUGAUUUCUUUGCUUCUUUAAAAAAACUUGUUUAUCAAGUUAAUGAGGUUUUUAACACACAACAAUUUUAAACCAAACAGCAUUGGUACUUUAUUGAGAUUCAUAAUGUUACUGUGACUAAUUGAAACUUUGUGUUUUAUUCUUGUAAAAUAUGUUAGUAUCUACAUAAAAUGGCUUCAACCAUUUCAAAACAUAACUAGAAUAUUUGACCCAACGUUAAAAGGAUAAUAUUGAUCAAUAAAUGAAGGACUGCGAUACUUUCUACCUGCUAUCAUGAAGUCUCAUCAGAAUUAUUUAUUUUAAAAGGAAGUAUCUAUUUACUUCUGUUUACCCUUCUAUCUUCAUUUAGUUUUGAGAAAUAUUUAUCUGCUAUAUAAUAUAAGUCUACCAUACCCUUUUCGCACCCCUGAACUACAAUUUUUUUCUCUAAAAAUUGUAAAAACAUUAUCUUAAAUUUACAGAAAAAAUCUAUGUACCAUUUUAAAUAUCUUUUAACUUAACUAACUUUGAUAUAUUGGUAUCUUUAUUAAAAAUGUAACCAAACUUUUUCCCUGUUUCUUUACUAUAAUGUCAGAAAAUCAUAAAACAAAGUAUUCCAUUAUCUAAAGAAGAAUCUCUUAUGGUAAUAAGGGGAAGAGACUGCAAUUAGGUUAGCAAAAAAGGAAUUGAGUAAAAUAAAGUAUGUGAAAACUUGAAAAAGGAACACAACAAAACAACGAACGUGUGGUGCAGGAAGCCUUCGUCGGCGAACAAACAACAGAAAAAAACAGAAUGAAAUAAAAAAACGUAGCACUUAGUUGAAAAGUAGUAUCAUUGGAUUGAAAGAUUUUGCCAUUCACCUAAAAAUGUACAUGUCCUCUACCCUCCUCUGAUAUGUGUUUACAGAAGCAGGUUAAUUAUUGAUCAAAUUCAUUCCUUCAGUCUGAGGCAUAUCUUGUGCUGCCUGGGGCAAAAUGAAAUUAUCAAAUCCUGAUAUCUCUCUCUCUCUCUCUCUCUUCCCUCCUCCUCCUCCCUCGUUUUUUAGUAAACAUUAAUAAAAUCAUCCACAAGAUGGUAGCCCCCUACGUGCACAAUUAGAUAUUUUUGCAUGCCCCUAAACUUUUAUUAAAAUUCUAAAGAUCCCUUUUACCCGCAUUUUUAAAAAUAUUUUCUAAAAAAAAAUAGCUCUAAGCAUAAUUCCAUGGUUAUUUAACAUUGAAAUCUAUACAAAAGUUUUAAUCUAUAACAUUAUACAGCUUUGGAUCGCAAGUUCAUAUGGUUCAUUCUCAUUUAUUACUUUUAUGAGUGGUAAGUGAGUUAGUCACAGGUAUUACUGGCAUGCAGCUAUGAAGUUUGGCUGCACUAAUUGGCUUAAAACGCAUUUUAUUAUAGAAAAGUAGUUUUAAACUUUAAGUACUUAUCACUUUAUACAUUUGAUAAAAGCACAAUUUUUUAGAGUGAAAACUAACUAAAUCUGAUUCAAUGUUACAAAUGCAAAGCUAAAAUGUAAAAUUUGGUGUCAAUCAGCUUCAUUAUUUUCAAAAGGUAUUUAAAAAAAACAAAAACAAAAUUUACAGUUUUUUCUUUCUUGAUUUCUCUUGUAGGAAAGAUCCCGUCCCUGCUCGAGGUGUAGCCAGUGUUCAAGCAACGUCAGUAACUCUCCUAAAUUGGAGAGCACUUACAGCUUUAAAAGUUAUCUCCCAUCCCCUUCUCUAUCCAGGGAAGCAUUGCGCAGGACAUCCCCCAGGUUGGCUCGUCAGGUAAGUUUUCUUUCUAGAACAAUUAAUGAAGGAUGGCGGUGGAGAGCAAACAAAUAUUUUAUCUUCCAAUAAAUAUUAGUUUUCAUGUGAAGGUGAUUUCAUUUAACACUAUAAUUGCCACUUUGGCUGGUCCGUUAUACCUUAGUCUGUGGUGUCACAGGCUAGCAAAAUCUUCAUGGAAAAUGCAAUAAAUUGAAAGAAUAUUGGUUAAGGAGAAAUCACUUGAUAUAAAUGAGUUUAUUUCCUUUUCUCUCUGUGUGUUGACAUGCUUUAUAUGAGCGCUUGUUUUGUGAUCAAUGGGGUGUGAAAUUUGCUAAUUUUUUUUUUUAUGCUGGAGAGCAUCCCACUCUAAAUUGCAAGAUUUCUUUUUUGCAGUUAUUUCAAAUGGAUUUAAAUGAAAACAAUGAUUUCAGAGAUAUUGCAAGUGCUACUAAUGACAGUAUUAGCUCUAGUGGUGACAGAAGAGUCAGAUAUUGAUAAUUUUAGCACUAAGCUAAGUCAUAGUGUUACAGACAAAUUUGUUUGGAAAAGGUGGAAAUCAAACAGAAAAGACAAAAAAUUGGAUCCAAACAAAGUCAUUUAUGUUUGUGUAGGUUCUGGAGGAUUAAUUUAUAAAAAAUAGAUUUAACUCUUUCCAUGCCAGGGGGUUUUCCACGUUUGUGCCAGACCAUUAUUCGGCCAAUGGAAAUUUUUUAGGGUGCUCCUAUCUAUUAAUUAAUUUUGAAUACAUUUCUUUUAGCAAGAUAGUUUUAUUUCAUAUCAAAUUAAAGGAAAUUAGACAGAGAAUAAUAAUAUGUACAAUAUAAAACAAUAUAACAACACGUUAAAUGUUUUAGGUAAAAUUGUGAGAUCAAAUUUUUUUUUAUUUUUUAAAUUGCACACCAAAUUUGAACUUAUCAGACUACCAUACGGUCUGUGUAGCUGAUAUCCUAUUCUGCUUCAAUCCCCAAAAAGCAUAUCCAUUUUUUUUCAUAAUACAUUUUACAUUUUGAAAGUAUUCCAUUUUGUUAUAGAGUUAUACCCAUUUUUGUAACGUUAGGAGUAUUCUUAUCUGAAUCCUCACUGUUGCCAUAGUAACAAAGUGGUUUUGAAAAAAAAAAUUCAUAACUUUUGAACGACUUGAGCUAGAAAGUUGAUCUGGGUGUUUUUUUAAUCCAUUCUCUAGGCCCUAUGUGGCAUUUUUAUAUUUUUAAAAAUGUUUUGAAAUUUUUAUGAAAUUGCCGACAGUCACCACUAUUACUAUUACUAUCACCAUUCUAUUAAUAUUUCCAUUUGGCAUUUACCAACCCAUCAGAAUGCUGAAAAUCAUCAUUGGAAUCAGAUUCAAAUGAUUCAUGGUCAUUGUCUGUUGUUUCAGCAUCAAUAAUUAGCAAUAAAAGUUCUUUUGUUUGCAAAAUUGACUACCUACGUGGUCUAGCAACAGCUGACAUGCUUGGAGUGGGCGUGGCCAUGGGUUUGUUUACAAAAGGUUCAACACAAAUUGAACUAUUAUUAGAAAAAACACAUGCAAACCUGCCCUACUUCUUAAAAAAAGGAAGUAGUAAGAGUUAUCCUUCGUUUAAGAACAAAAAAAGUCUCUUAAUUACAUAAAUGAUAUCGACAGUAUACUGUGGGUUGGCACAAACGCAACCAGUCAAAUCGACAGUAUACUGUCGAUUGGCACGGAAAGAGUUAAUGAGAAAUUUUUGAAAUCAUUUCGUGCAUUCCACCUUUAUAUUCUGUGACAGAAAUUUAAUGGUAUUGAAUGACAACAAUUAACCCAUUUUACAAUUUUCAGUAUAAAUUCCUAUAACUUGACAUUUUCUGAUAUAAUAUUUCUUCUAGCAUUUCAAAAACUUUAUUGUAGGAUAGUUUGAACAAUUUAUGGAGCAUUAGGUUGGGUUGAAUGCAGAAGUUGCGUAAUAAAAGUUCACUCCCUCUGUAAAGCUCAACAUCUCUAAAUCAACAUAACAAAAAUAAAAACAAAUUCUUCUCAUACCCAAAGAUACCUUGUCUAGAGUUCUUUUAGGAAAUAUAUUCUUGUACAUUUUAAGGGUCUCUGUAGGGAUUGUUGUUAAUUUUGACGAGCACAUGAAAACCCUGAGUGUGGCUUGACGCUUCAGAGAAAUGCACUUGACAGUUUUAGGGUUAACCAUGUGAUAUCUGGAAUGGUGGCAUAUAUCAAAACUUGGCAAUUUAGUGAAAUUUACAAAACCCUUUUUUAAAUUUAAAAAUACUGUGGUUAUAUAGAUACUAUUGAAUGGUUUACGAAAACUAAUGAUCAACUUUCUGUCUCAAGUGGUUCAAACAUUGGGAAUUAUUUCGUGUAGGCCUCAAGUUAACUUUUUUACUAACAAAGAGUAAAAUGGACUCAUUUUGGGAUGGUAAUAAAAAAAAAGCAAGUAUAGUUUUUGAAGUCACAUGUACCAGGCCAUCUUUCCGAUAAAAAAAAAGCAAGUAUGGUUUUUGAAGUCAGAUGUACCAGGCCAUCUUUCCAAUAAAAAAAAAGCAAGUAUGGUUUUUGAAGUCAGAUGUACCAGGCCAUCUUUCCAAUAAAAAAAAAGCAAGUAUGGUUUUUGAAGUCAGAUGUACCAGGCCAUCUUUCCAAUAAAAAAAAAGCAAGUAUGGUUUUUGAAGUCAGAUGUACCAGGCCAUCUUUCCAAUAAAAAAAAAGCAAGUAUGGUUUUUGAAGUCAGAUGUACCAGGCCAUCUUUCCAAUAAAAAAAAAGCAAGUAUGGUUUUUGAAGUCAGAUGUACCAGGCCAUCUUUCCAAUAAAAAAAAAGCAAGUAUGGUUUUUGAAGUCAGAUGUACCAGGCCAUCUUUCCAAUAAAAAAAAAGCAAGUAUGGUUUUUGAAGUCAGAUGUACCAGGCCAUCUUUCCAAUAAAAAAAAAGCAAGUAUAGUUUUUGCAGUCAGAUGUACCAGGCCAUCUUUCCAUUAAAAAAAAAAGUUUUCAUUCAAGACACUAUUAUGAAUCAGAAAAGGAAAUGGUGCCAGAAAAGCAACAACCUAUAAUGACAUCAGUUAAAUCUUUUGUAAAAUCCGCAAUCUUGGCUAUUCAGCAUGUGCAAAUAUUUUGUUAAACUUCAAUUUUGUAUUUGCAAUCAAACAUGUUCUUUGCUCAGAAACUGGCUAAAAAUAUUAUUUUAGGUCACUCUCCUUUCUUGUAUGGUGUAAAUUCUUUUAAUUUAACCCUUCAGCCUCCAAAGCUACCUUUCAAUGGAAGUCAACAGCACAUCCUUACCGCACAGGCAUGCCAGGAAGUGGCAGUGUCACCAUGCGUCCAGACAGCAAGGCAAGACCCGGAGCCCGGCCGAAUGGAGGGGCGCAAAAAUUCCCUUCCUGAAAUGACAAGCGAACCCAGUGUGGAAAUCAAGAGGAUUAACCCAAAAAUAUCCAAAGAAACGCAGUGUUCCCUUCCCUUGAGAAGCGAGUCCCCUAUAGAAGAACAGUUUAUUGAAAGUGAGGAGUCUUUGAUUUAAGCUUACUCACAAAACCAUUGGUUAAAUUUGCUGCAAAUAGAUGCAUCACAAACCAUUUCAACUCUGUCUUUGAUUUAAGCUUACUCACAAAACCAUUGGUUAAAUUUGCUGCAAAUAGAUGCAUCACAAACCAUUUCAACCCUGUCUUUGAUUUAAGCUUAUUCACAAAACCAUUGGUUAAAUUUGCUGCAAAUAGAUGCAUCACAAACCAUUUCAACACUGUCUUUGAUUUAAGUUUACUCACAAAACCAUUGGUUAAAUUUGAUGCAAAUAGAUGCAUCACAAACCAUUUCAACUCUGUCUUUGAUUUAAGCUUAUUCACAAAACCAUUGGUUAAAUUUGAUGCAAAUAGAUGCAUCACAAACCAUUUCAACGCUGUCUUUGAUUUAAGCUUAUUCACAAAACCAUUGGUUAAAUUUGAUGCAAAUAGAUGCAUCACAAACCAUUUCAAAGCUGUCUUUGUUUUAAGCUUAUUCACAAAACCAUUGGUUAAAUUUGCUGCAAAUAGAUGCAUCACAAACCAUUUCAACUCUGUCUUUGAUUUAAGCUUACUCACAAAACCAUUGGUUAAUUUAGCUACAAAUGGCUUGAUGUACAUAUACAUCACAAACCAUUUCAACUCUGUCUUUGAUUUAAGCUUACUCACAAAACCAUUUGUUAAUUUAGCUACAAAUGGCUUGAUGUACAUAUACAUUACAAACCAUUGUAAUUCUAUGUUAACUCAUCUGCAGCUGUCAGACUAAAUUCCAAGUUGGCAGAAGAGUUGGGCUCAGCAAAGAAAGAAAUUGAGGUACUCAAAGGACGCCUCAAAGAACUUGAAGUGAGUCUUACAAAAGACAUGUGGCAUUCUUAAGUUGCUUUUACUUGCUAUGAUUGACAGAAGUUUUGCUUCAUCUCAUCCACCGCAUGACUCACUUGACAUGUGAUUUCAAUGUAUGUCAAUAUAUGGGAAUUUGGGGAAGGGGGGAACCACUGAUCAGGAAUGCAAGAUAUCUAUUAUUUUGUUCACUAGUCAUGUGAGUUUUCCUACUUUUUACCAAAUGACUAUUUUACCAUGACCUAUUUCUCAGAUGAACCAGCUGGCAAGAGACUGCACACAGGAUCAGUUUCCCAGGGACACAGAGCUAGAGGAGCCCAGCACAAACAGUUCAUUUAAUGACAGCCUAGGAGCUGCUCCAAACUCCUCACCCAAACCCAUGAACAAUGGUCACAGACGCUUCAAGACUAAUGGGUACGGGAAAUUUUAGUUUGGGCUGAGUGGAUGUUUUAAUAAUCCAACGGCUUGGCUAAAUUAAAUAGGUAACCCAUUUAUAGUUCAUGCGACUGCAAAAUAUCCUGAUACACUGUAAGAAAAAAAGGUUAUGUUAUAUGUGUACCCCAGGGGUUACCAUUAUUUAUAGACAUAAUAAAAACCUCGUGCAAGUAAUACUUGAUGAGGACUUCAUUUCCAUCUCCUUCACUUUUUUCAUAUAGCUGGGGAAAACCUUAGAAUAUUCUAAAUUUGCUGAUCUAAAGAGAGUUUGAUUUUGGUGGAGCUGGGUUCAUGUAGCAAAACUGGGUUCAUGUAGCAAAACUGGGGUCAUGUAGCAAAGCUGGGUUUAGUAGCAAAACCCUAACAAAGUGUUUUGAGAAAUACCUGACAUGAGACUUUUUACAUUUUUCUGAAAAAAAAUUUAAAAACUCAUACAAGGGAUGCAACUUAUGCAAAAUUAAGCUUCAUAUUUUUUGUUGACUAGCCUCCCAUCCUUUCUUUAUUUACUGUUGAUUAUCUUACGAACAACAGGCUGUCAACUCAAAAGAAUCCCCCAAGAGUUCCAGCGCCAGCCGGCAGCCUUCACUAUGCCGAGCCCCUGUAUGGUUGUAAGUGCACAGCGUGCGAUGAGGCCAUGGGAGGUGAGAUCCACGCUGCCCUCAGUGCCAGCCUUAAUGAAGAUCUCCUGCAGUUCGCUGUCAAGUGA
This is a messenger RNA of Lymnaea stagnalis (great pond snail), 9300 nucleotides long. The record is from the annotation of a GenBank genome assembly. NCBI's taxonomy places the organism in Eukaryota, Metazoa, Mollusca, Gastropoda, Lymnaeidae.